GGUCUCCCAGCCGAGUGCACACUGAAGACCCACAGCUUUAUUGCUGCUAUCUGCUGGCCUGCUGGGGGAUUCAUGUCUCUCUCCCUCUAUGUUACAUCCUUGUAGAGUUUCUCCGAGUUUCUGGUCCCAGGGGGUUAAAGCAGCCGAGGUCUGCAGGCAUAACCCUUUAAAAAAAAAUAAAAUAAAAAUCCACAUAACCUUUAAAAAAAAAUCCACCUGCCCCCUAUUUCUUUGAAGGAGGUGUGCUUCAGCUGGAGGGGCGCUUCUAACUUUGCACAGCCCUGCCCCGGCCCCCAUCGCUGCGGGCUACGAGACCCCGCUGGCGGGGCAGCGCCCGGACCCCGCGUCCCGCAACCCCUGGGCUGGGGGUGGGGGGCUGAGCCCGGCGGCCCCCCCGACCCCCCCGCCCGCAGCGCGAGCACGGCGGGGCCGGGGCCGGUGCGCUCUGCGUGCGCUGCCCAGCAGCCCAGCGAGAGUUAACGGCGGAGCCGCCUCUCCAUUGGCGGCCGGCGGAGCGGCUGCGGAGCCCGCGUUUAUAACCGGCGCACGGGGCGCCGCCGCCCUCCGCCGGUACCGCGGCUCGGCUCCAUGCCGCGGCGGCCGGCAUGCCCAGCCUGCUGCCGCCCCUCCUCGCCCUGCUCUGCCUCGGCGCGUCGGCGGCCGCCCUGAGGGCGCCGCCCGCCGCCGGGCCGGCGCCCGCCGCCUCGCCGCGGCGGGCCGGGCCCGAGGAGCCGUGGUGCCCCUACAAGGUGGGCGCCGAGGGCUCGGCGGACGGGCGGCUCUGCUUCCGCACGCCGGCCCGCGGCUUCCAGUGCGCGGCGCGGGCCUGCCGCGCCCACCGCUCGCCGGGCGGCGCCUUGGUGGCCAACGUGCUGCGCAACGGCAGCGUGCUGCUGCAGUGGGGGCCGCCGCGCCCCGCCGCCGGCCUCCGCGGCUUCGCGCUCAACUGCUCCUGGGACGGCACCUACACGCGCUUCCCCUGCGACAGCGUGGAGCUGGGCGCCGCCUGCCGCGACUACCUGCUGCCCGAGGCGCACGGCAGCGUGCGCUACCGCCUCUGCCUGCAGCCGCGCUACGCGCCGCCGCGCCCCGCGCCGCCCGCCCAGUGCGUGGAGUUCCGCGUGGAGCCGGCCGCCAUGCGGGAUAUCGUCGUCGCCAUGACGGCCGUGGGGGGCUCCAUCUGCGUCAUGCUCGUCUUCAUCUGCCUCCUGGUGGCCUACAUCACCGAGAACCUCAUGAGCCCGGCCCUCGGCCCGGCCGCCGCCGCCCCGCGCCGUGCCUAGCCCGCAGCG
Molecule: messenger RNA, 1292 nt
Organism: Falco peregrinus (peregrine falcon)
Lineage: Eukaryota; Metazoa; Chordata; Aves; Falconiformes; Falconidae
Gene: FNDC10
Product: fibronectin type III domain containing 10
Exons: 1
Coding region: 606-1283 (225 amino acids)
Source: RefSeq, a predicted model, not a curated record